CCUAUAUUAUAAUCUAUAGUUAAGUCAGGAAUGAUGAAGAUACAUUUUGGACUUGCUGCAUGUAUUAUAGUCAUACAUAUAGGUUGUCUACAUGCAGAAUCUCGUCAUUCUACAGAGAAGACAGUCAAUCAUUUAUAUGAUGCAAAAAGUAUUUUGUUUAUAGUCCUCUCCCAGCCUAAUGAAUAUCAUGUCAGUCAGGCAAAACUAUUCAGACAACAAUUUGUGGACCAGCUUACACAAUUAGAUAAGGCUGAUUGGCCUCAACUUAUUUUUACUCAUGAGGAUUUUGUUGAUGUGCAUGGAAGCUGGACUGUGAUUCCUCUAUUGGGAAAAUUGGUAGAGAAGCUGAAAAAGUCCAAUACCUCAUGGGUUUUUAUUUGUGAGGAGGAUACACAAGUUGACAUUGGUGGGCUUUCAUCCUUACUGCAACAGUAUGAUCCCUCUCAGGAAUAUUUUCUUGGAAGAGAGCUUAGAGACCAGCAAACAACCAUCAUCCACCAUUUUGCUUUUGCUGAUGACCCAUCCAAAUUUACAUACCCCGACUUUAGAGCUGGUUUUGUUUUGAGUAGGGCACUUGUGGUCAGCUUAUUUAAAAGAUUUAAAAAGGGUAAAUUUAAAGCAGAUUUCUCCAUCGACCCAAAGCAUGAGUUGAGCAUGUUUAUUUGGGAUAAUGGAGUAGGAACAACUCUGACAAACAUCAAGGAGUUUUGCUCGGCAGAUAAAAGCUCAGGUUCUCAUUGUGUAACACGGCAACCACAGAAGUUUCCAGAGUGUGGGGUUCCGUUAAAAAAACAGGAUCUGGUCGUUGCUGUUAAAACAUGCCAGCAGUUCCAUGAGACCAGAGUCCCCAUAGUGCAGGCCACAUGGGGGAAACAAGCUGGGGUUAUUGAGUACUUCAGUGAUGUCAAGGACAGCAGGAUACCAACCACUGAUCUGGGCAUCCCAAACACAGAGAGAGGGCAUUGUGGGAAGACUAUAGGCAUCAUCAGGAGGAUAGUGGACACCACAGCUCUGUCAUCCCCCGCCUGGGUUUUGAUCGCGGAUGAUGACACCAUUAUAAACCUGGACAGGUUGAGGGCGUUGCUGGCGUGUUACAACCACAGGCAACCUGUGGCCCUGGGGGAAAGAUACGGGUACAGUGUGGUGCAAGGGGGAGGUUACGACUACAUCACUGGAGGUGGGGGCAUGGUGUUCAGCCAGCCAGCCAUACGUCUGCUGUCGACCAGGUGCAACUGUUACGCUGACGACUCACCUGACGACAUGACACUGGGGAUGUGUUUGAAAUCCAUUGGUGUCCCUGUGACACACAGUCGGUUUUUCCACCAGGCCAGGCCAGAUGACUACAGCAAAGAUUUCCUCUCCAACCAGCUCCCUGUGUCUUUUCAUAAACACUGGAACAACGACCCUUACAAGGUGUUUGCUGACCUGACAGCUGACCACACAGAUAACAAGGUGAAGGUUAUGAAAAAGAAGCACACAGAAGAGUUGUAGAUUGUUUAUCUGACGGCCAUAUUGUAUCAGAGGUUUAGUCUUUUUGAUCAGAGGUUGACAGCCGUGUUGGACCAAACACUUGAACCAAAGAG
Physella acuta is the source of this 1583-nucleotide messenger RNA. Its product is annotated as beta-1,3-glucosyltransferase-like. NCBI's taxonomy places the organism in Eukaryota, Metazoa, Mollusca, Gastropoda, Physidae. The record is from RefSeq and is a predicted model, not a curated record. Gene Ontology annotation, molecular function: glycosyltransferase activity. Gene Ontology annotation, cellular component: membrane.